This is a messenger RNA of Clonostachys byssicola, 1338 nucleotides long. The record is from the annotation of a GenBank genome assembly. NCBI's taxonomy places the organism in Eukaryota, Fungi, Ascomycota, Sordariomycetes, Hypocreales, Bionectriaceae.
AUGGCAUCUGAAAAGAAGACUAAUGAGGGUGAAGCGAUCACUAUUGAUGAUGUCGCUAAGAGAUCUGAAAUUGUCGAGAUUGACCCCGCGGAGGAGAAGAAAUUGGUGAGAAAGAUCGAUUGGAAGUUAAUGCCAGUACUUUGCUUUACCUAUGCCCUCCAGUAUUAUGACAAGGCCAUUCUUAGCCAAGCAGCGGUGUUCGGACUGAGGGAAGAUCUCCAGCUCGCCGAUGGCCUCAGAUAUAGCUGGGUGUCGCUGAUAUUUUACUUUGGCUAUCUGAUUGGGACAUACCCGCUGUCGUUCCUUGCCCAGAAAUACCCGCCGCGUAUCAUUUGCGCCAUCAUUUGCAUUCUUUGGGCUGUGGUUAUCAUUUGCACACCUGCUGCUGGGUCUUAUGGCGGGCUUCUGGCGAAUCGCUUCUUGUUAGGGGUGACUGAAGCUGGUGUGUCUCCGAUCUUCAUGCUUGUUGUCGGCAUGUGGUAUACACACCCAGAGCAAGUCUUGCGUUCCAGCUUCUGGUACUCAUUCAGUGGUGGAUCGUUGGUCAUAUCGCCACUCAUCAACUAUGGACUUGGCCAUAUAUCCGGGGCUGGCCUGCACCCCUGGCAAUACAUGUACCUGAUCGCAGGUGCAGCUACUUUCCUCUGGGGAAUAGCUCUGUGGUGGCUCUUCCCGGAAACACCGUGGCAUGCCCCAGGGUUCGAUGAACAUGAGAGGAAGGUACUUCUUGAACGCAUCAAGGCGAACAAUGCAGGGUCUGAAAACCACAAUAUCAAGGUUCACCAUGUGCGAGAGGCACUGAGCGACUAUCAAUUCUGGAGCCUCAUUCUUUUGUCCAUCACGACUUGUACUGGCGGCGGCGUUAUAAAUACAUUUUCAUCCAUCGUAUUCAACGGCAUGGGGUUCACUAACUUCCAGUCUCUUUUGCUCAACCUUCCAAACGGGGGAAUGGCUUUCCUUUGUAUCCUGGGAUCAGGGUACAUUGGGAGGAUGGUACCUAAUUCACGAUUAUAUGUCGUGGCAGCGUCUAGUUUUCCUGUUAUUCUUGGCUGCGCUUUACUCUGGAAACUACCAGAUUCUAUGAGAGCAGGCCGGAUCGUUGGCUUUUAUCUUAUCAACUGCUUUUCUUCUGGCUGGGUUCAAUGCAUCGGCCUCGGCACAUCCAACGUCGCAGGCCAUACAAAGAAGUCUGUCUAUGCUGCAGGUACAUUCGUUGGCUAUUCAGUUGGGAAUAUCAUUGGCCCAUUGGUCUUUGAUGCAAAAUAUGCACCACGAUACAAAGAAAGCUUUAUUGGUAUCAUGGUUUGUUUUAGUGUCUCUUUGGUUAUUUCUUUAUGA